AUGGAAUACGAUCGUGAAAAAAAAUUGGGAGAAGGAGGUUGUGCUAUUGUUUUUGAAGGUGUAUGGAAUGGAAAGCCAGUGGCUGUUAAACGAAUUCCUAAAAAUGAGGUCACAAGCAACGAGCGAGAGGAAGAUGCACUGAAAACGCUUAAUCAUCAAAAUGUCAUCAAGUUAUUUCACGUCGAAAGUGACAAACAUUUUAGAUAUUAUGUUCUUGAAUUGUGCAAUGCUUCACUGGAAAAACUAUUUCUUAAAGAUGACGAUCCCAAAAAAUACAGCGGGCCGAUGCCCGCAGUUAAAGAUGUACUUUUGCAAUUGGCCAUAGGACUAGAACACAUUCACAACAAGGGAUUAGUACAUCGCGACCUGAAGCCUGAAAAUGUCCUAAUUUGGGUAGAUCCAAACACACAAAAAGUGUUAAUGAAGUGGGCGGAUUUUGGACUGAGUAAACGAGUCAACGAAAAAGGAAGUUACUCAAUGCAGAGCGGAGUUAAGGGUACCUGGUAUUAUUUGGCACCAGAGAUUUUACUUGAAGAACAUACAAGUACGUCUGCAAGUGGAACAAUAUCAACAAUUAAACGAGGAAACAUCAAAAGCGAUGUAUUUGCAGAAGGAAUCGUAUUCGGCUACUUUCUUUUGGGCGGUGUUCAUCUUUUCGGUUCAGGUCAUCAUAUUCCAUUCAAUAUAAUCGAAAAUGAGCCUCCCAAUCUGCCAAACAUUCAACCAAAAGACCUACGUAUGCUGAUCCAAAAAAUGUUGGAAAAAGAUCCACAUAAACGAAUUACUUCUUCUGACGUCACGCAGGAACUCCAAGAAAUUGAAAUGUCAAUUAACAAAUCAAUAUUUGCCGAAGAUACUUAUCCAAGCGUGGAAGAAGUCGAAAAACUGUUACAGAAAGGAAUGGAUAUAAACUCUGUGGACGAAAAAGGGUUGACUCCACUUCUGCAUUUGGCACUUCCCAAAAAAAAUGAAGGUGACAAUUUAGUUGAAAUAGUUCGCCUACUAAUCACAAACGAGGCAAAUGUCCACUGCGAGACUGAAAACAAAAUGAAUGCUCUGCAUUUACUGUGCGAACAUUAUAAAAAUGAAAAUUUUAUCGAUUUAGUGAAACUUUUGAUUGAACAGCGAAUCAACGUUAAUUGCGAGAAAAAACGAUGGAAUGCUCUCAAUUGGCUGUAUCCAAAUAUGAAUUCACAUUAUGUCGCAGAUACUAAACAACGUCUGACUGAAGUGAAUAGCGUGAUUGGAACUUUAAAGAACAAAAUCGGAGAUUUAACGGCGGAAUUGACAAAGAAUACUGCCGCCUCGUCAAUUGGGAAAAUGGCCGUCUCGUGCGGGGACCUCCAUCAAAUUGGCCACAUAAGAAGCGGAUUGUUUUCCAUCAUGUGA
Daphnia pulicaria is the source of this 1389-nucleotide messenger RNA. Its product is annotated as serine/threonine-protein kinase/endoribonuclease ire-1-like. Gene Ontology annotation, biological process: intrinsic apoptotic signaling pathway in response to endoplasmic reticulum stress; protein phosphorylation; IRE1-mediated unfolded protein response. Gene Ontology annotation, molecular function: RNA endonuclease activity; ATP binding; protein serine/threonine kinase activity. Bases 1 to 1389 code for a protein of 462 amino acids. NCBI's taxonomy places the organism in Eukaryota, Metazoa, Arthropoda, Branchiopoda, Diplostraca, Daphniidae. Gene Ontology annotation, cellular component: IRE1-TRAF2-ASK1 complex. The record is from RefSeq and is a predicted model, not a curated record. The transcript is spliced from 6 exons.